GGAAAAUGGGGUUUUGGACGUUGUUUGGGGUGGCAUCCAUGCCGAUAUUGCAGGUGUUGUUAGUAAGUGCCAUUGGUGCCCUCAUGGCUACUGAUUAUCUCAAUCUUCUUUCCAUCGACACCCGAAAAUCACUUAAUAAGGUACCUAUGAAUCAAUGUUUCACGUUUUCAGACUAUAUAUAUAUAUACUUGUGGUUUAUGCCAAUAAAUAUUGGAAUCACAUUUCUUGUUGGAGGAACACUGGGGUGGAUAGCAGCAAAACUAAUUAAACCAAAGCCACAUUUGGAAGGCCUACUCAUAGCUAUGUGCUCCACAGGAAAUCUGGGAAAUAUUCUGUUGAUAAUUGUCCCUGCAAUCUGCACAGAAGGUGGCAGCCCUUUUGGAGAACAUAGUGUCUGUAAGUCCAAGGGACUCUCUUAUUCAUCUUUCUCCAUGGCGUUGGGCAGUCUGUGYAUUUGGACGUACACUUUUCAGUUGAUAAAAAGCUCGUCUUUAAGGUAUACCGCAUUCAUAAAACAAGCAGAAGAAUCACCACAGGAACCCAACAAGGACCCGGAUUCAAAUGAAAACACUCGUCUUCUCAAUAAUGGAGAACGAACCCAAGAAUAUAUCGAUGUACUCGUGCCUUCAUCAUACUCCAUUAGUGACGUCCAACCCAGUGUACACCAUGAAUCAGUGAGGAAGGAGGAGAAAAAAGACGCAUCGUUGUCAAGUAAACUAGUAGAUAUAUUCCACAAAGUAUUGAAGGAACUAUUGGCUCCUCCUACCCUUGGUUCUAUUGUAGGAUUGAUUUUUGGGGCAACCCCAUGGCUGAAAAAGCUUGUGAUUGGCGAUGAUGCUCCAUUACGAGUAAUCCAAGAUUCCGCCACGCUACUUGGGGAUGGAACCAUACCUUGCAUAACUCUUAUACUUGGAGGCAAUCUAAUACAAGGUUUUCGGAGGGCGAGCAUAAGACCGGUUAUCAUCAUGACGAUCAUCUGUGUGCGAUACGUGAUUCUUCCCUCAAUUGGAAUAUUGGUGAUCAAAACAGCUUCUAGUCUGGGAUUACUUCCUGUGGAUCCCCUCUUCAGUUUCUUGCUAUUGAUUCAAUACACCGUGCCCCCUGCCAUGAACAUCAGUACGAUGACCCAAUUGUUUAAUGUGGGACAAGAGGAGUGUUCAGUGCUUACGAUGUGGAGCUACUUGGCUGCAGCAUUUGCACUGACUGGAUGGUCAACAGUCUUCAUGUGGAUCUUGGCAUAAUUUUUUUGUAAUUUCAUUUUAUGUAUUAUAUAUAUGCAUUAAUUAAUUAAUUAAUUCCCAGUGUAGGUAGGAUCAAUAUCAAUUUGUUUAUAAUUCUUUCUUAGAAAUGAAGGUGUAACACAUGUAUGUAUGGUUACCACUUAGUUUGUUGUAUAACCACAUGCGGUCGAAGCUCGCGUAUUGUC
Messenger RNA from Cynara cardunculus var. scolymus (artichoke), 1426 nucleotides. Its product is annotated as protein PIN-LIKES 7-like. Gene Ontology annotation, cellular component: membrane. NCBI's taxonomy places the organism in Eukaryota, Viridiplantae, Streptophyta, Magnoliopsida, Asterales, Asteraceae. Gene Ontology annotation, biological process: endoplasmic reticulum to cytosol auxin transport. The transcript has 9 exons. The coding region runs from base 6 to 1241 and encodes 411 amino acids. The record is from RefSeq and is a predicted model, not a curated record.